AUGCCCACCCCCGAGCGCAACACCGACCGGCUAGCUUCGUCGCGUCGCAUCUACGAGCAGCAACAGCAGCGCUCACCUUUCAGUCGAGCUCGUGGCAACUCUCGAGCAGCUGAAGAUUUUGACGCGUCUCGGAUUCCUAGUCCAUCCUACAAAUAUACUAGUCAGCGUCGGACGAAUUUCAAUGAGACCAAUACCCUAACAGGAGCGUUCAGGAAAGCGGGGCGCUACGCAACGAUGGCAGAGAAUGAGGGUAUAUCGGCACCCGUGAGAGGGACGCCAAGUCCUGGAAGAAGGCGCCAGAUUUACAAUGUCCGGUCCCCCGAGUCGAAUCCGCCGAACGAGCUUGCAGAGGCAUAUCGACAGAUAGACGAUGCGGACAGCCUGGCCGAUCUGGAGCCAGAGGACGCCUACGGUCGGGAGGAUAAGAUUGGACGGUCAUCAGGCUAUUAUGCGCGAGAUUACGAUGUGUUCACGACCUCUGACGCGAGCUUUCUGAACGAAGUUCAAGAGGAGUCACCCCGGCGAAGGUUGUCCGAUCAUAUUCAGGAUGAGAAGCGCUUGAGACGAGCCACGACCAGCCACUCUCCUGUCCUGUCCAAUCGCGGCGGAACUAAGAAUGCCUUGACCGCGGAGAAUCUUCAACGGCGCGAGGAGGAGGAUCAGAUAGUCUCUGGAGACGAUGAUACUUUCCAACACGGGCUCAACGUGCCUUCUACUUGGGGUAGCCGAGCGAAACGCAAUACCGACUGGCUCAGGAAACUAAAGCGACGCGAUGAACCUGAGCCCGAACCGGAGCCCGAACCCGAGCAAAGGCCGGAGCGGCCUGUCAAUGUGUCGCCGCCAGUGACCAAGCUCAAUUUCGACUUUCGUACCAGCCCCAACCAAUCCCUAAAGCCAACAUCAAGCAGAUAUAGCAGGAUCCCUCUAUCAGACGCCAGGAACAAGUUGUCCUCAGAACAUAAGGACAACAAGCCGAUUGGGGGAAAUUCGGAGCCUAUCGCCAAUACUCCAGUCGUUGUCUACAAGAAUUCCAGUUUCACCAAGCCAAGUCCCUCGAAGCGCGACUCGCAUGACUUGAUCCGCAGACUUGCGAGACGAGAGAGUCCUGACCAGAAUCGAAACCAGCAGGAAUUGAGGACACCCGAGCCACCAAAGGGCGGCCAGCGUCGGAUAUAUGACAAAACCCCUGUCGUGACAGGCGCGUGGAUAGACACUCCUAUGACUGAGCGAAUUUCCGAACGCACCACAAAGAUGUCCGACGAGCCCACAAAUGGUUUCAGGUCUCAAGUUGUGCCAGAUCAACUGAAACCCGUUAUUCCCGAAGUGGAAGAAGAGGCAGAAGCCGAGGUCAAAGGACUCACGCAGGAGAGAGAACGGGAUGUGGAGAGGAACAAACAAGACCAGCAGGAGAGAGAGCGCGAAAAGGAGCAAGAGAAAGCAAGGAUGGAGGGGGAGCAGGAAAAGGCAAGAAAGGAGAAUGAAGAGAAGGAAAAGGAAGUGAAACGGCAAGAGGAGGAACAAGAGAAGAGCAAGGAACGAGAGAAGAAGGUGAAACUGCCACUCGUCAAACCCGAUCUGCCCAAGAGUGCCCUCGAGUCAGUCAUACUGGAGCAUAAGGCCGAUAAAGAAACCCUCGACGUGGGUGAUGAUACGAUUGAAAGUCUCCAAGAACUGCUGGUCGAGCAGUCCACUGAAGCCAAGACCGGCCCACAGUCUGAUGCCGCCUACGAGAAGUCGAUAAUGGAGAGGUUAGAGCGGAGCCACGGUGAUGAGGACAUGGGUGAUCACAAGAUAAGCGAGAAACUGCUGUCGCUGGAAGAGAACCAGGACACUUUGAGAAAGAAGAUUGAUGGUGUUGAGGAACAAAUGACGCAGAAUAUACCCAAGGUACCCGAGGACUCUCCGCGUCCGACAUCUUCCCAAGCUCAGACGCAGUUGAAGCGUACCCCUGCAGGGAAGACUUGCGAGACUUGCGGCGCAGAAAAUGACGGCCGCAUCUAUGCUUCCAUUCCACUCCCUCUUUUGUGGACGCACGAUCCAAUUUCGCGGCGUAUCCGCAUUACGCGCCUAGGCUGGGGCCUCCUGCUUUCACUCCUGUGGUUCGUUUCUGAAUCGACCAUGUGCGAUUACUACUGCCAUCCCACUGUUGCUCCCGUCUGCGAAGGGAACUGUUUGCGUCCUGACGCGCCACGAUUUCCGUUUGUGCUUCCGAUGAUGCUAUGGCGAUGGUCUCAUCUCUCUUCUGCUCUGGAACCAGUUGCGACACUUGGAAUCGCAUUUAUCAGACUCCUAGCGCAGCUCCUGGGUGUCUGGGACGGUUAUGUGGACGUGCCACCGCGGACACUCAACCUUUCUGGCGAGGUCCGCAUAUACGGCACGCGAAUCACUCAUUCGCCUGUGACCGCAACGGCUACUUCCGGGUUUUUUGCAAGGCAAUGGCCGGCCAAGGGACUCAGACACACCCCGGAAGCCGUGUACACGCCAGAGGCUGUCCCAGAGUUGAGGCUGGAGGAAGAGUUGCCUCGAGAAGUGUGGGACGAUGACUCGAUGGAUGACGACGAAUUAUUGUGA
Messenger RNA from Aspergillus viridinutans, 2571 nucleotides. RefSeq lists its product as uncharacterized. The record is from RefSeq and is a predicted model, not a curated record. Bases 1 to 2571 code for a protein of 856 amino acids. The transcript has a single exon. Lineage: Eukaryota; Fungi; Ascomycota; Eurotiomycetes; Eurotiales; Aspergillaceae.